AUGGCUGAAAAUAACUCGGAAGAAUAUCCACUGGGCUCUCCUCUAGUUCAAAUUAACAUGUGUGAAUCCCAUGAAUUACCUAUUGAUAUUAUAUGUGAGGAUUGUGAUGAAUUUAUUUGUGCCACGUGUGCUAAAACAGAUCAUAGAGAUCAUGACUGGAAAACUUUACCCACGGCAGCCACCGAAAGGAGGAGAGGUCUGCUUAAAUUUCUGAAGAAGAUCAAGGAAGAGGAUCUUCCUGGGAUUGAUGAAAAGGUAGAGAAGAUUCCACAACAGAUAACAGAAAAUGAAAAACUGUGUGACUCUGAGAUUAAAAAGUUACAAAACCAUUGUGAUGAGAUAAUGGCCAGGCUGACAGAAAUCAGAGGACAUCAUGAACAAACACUGAGAAACAAUCUGGUUAAGAAGAAUGAUCAACUUAACCAUGUGAAAUCUGAGUUAGAGAAGAAGAAGAGAGGAAUUGUUGACACAGUGGAAUUCAUGGAGGAGAACAACAGCACCAUGUCAGAUUACAGCUUGAUUGACAACCACAGAGAACUGAAGAAAAUGCUGUCUGAAUUGGAGGUUCAUAUGACAUGUAUGACAAAAUGGGAACAUUCAGAGAGAUUCAUAAGAGGUGAAAUCAAUAAUCAAGACUUUCUUGAAUCUGUGGUUGGAAGAACCUUAGAUUUAGAUGAUAUUAGUGUGACUCAGAUAAACUCCUUUCAAUAUGGAAAUCAAGCAAUACACACUUUGGAGACUAUCAGUGACGACCAAUGUUACCUGUAUGAAACAUCUUCAAGUUAUAUAGAAAAAGUCAAUCAGCAAGGUGUAAAAGAAAGUAGAUUUAGAAUCUCUCCUAAUGACAUGUGUGUGACUGAUACUGGUGAUGUUUAUUUCACUGAUGAGAUUAACAAGUCCAUCCGCUGUCUGUCACCAUCAGGAUCUGUCUCUACAGUCAUCAGUACAGAUCCACUGAUACCAGGAGGAAUCUGUCAGUCAGUGGACAGUGGACUUCUGGUCACCUUGAUAGACAGGGAAUCAGAUCCAUACAAAUUAAACUCACUUAGCAGACGUCUGGCGAGACACAUGACAAUGACAGGUGAUGUCAUCCAUGAUUAUGAGUACCAGGAGGACGGUCACACCAAACUGUUCACUUUGCCAUACAGUGUCACACAGAACAGUAACAUCUGUGUUGUGAACCGUUCAAGUGAUACUACAGGUGAACUAGUGAUUCUGUCUCCCUCUGGUCAUAUAAAGUCUGUCUACCGUGGACAAAACCUGACAGAAAACUUAAAUCCAUCUGAUGUAGUGUGUGACUCCCUCUAUAACAUCCUUGUUUCUGACUGUAACAACAAACAGAUCCAUUUACUGAAUCCUGACGGGGAGUUCCUAAAGUUCUUACUCCAGGAGAAUGAAGUGAACAGUCCAUACUCACUGACCCUAUACAAGUCUACACUGUGGGUGGGAUACGCGGGAGGAUUUGUUAAAGUGUUUCAGUACACAAUGUAA
Molecule: messenger RNA, 1491 nt
Organism: Saccostrea cuccullata (small rock oyster)
Lineage: Eukaryota; Metazoa; Mollusca; Bivalvia; Ostreida; Ostreidae
Exons: 1
Coding region: 1-1491 (496 amino acids)
Molecular function (GO): zinc ion binding; protein binding; ubiquitin protein ligase activity
Source: RefSeq, a predicted model, not a curated record